ACCAACCUUUCCCACAUAAAAAUCAUCGUCAGCACCCAGAACGGAUCACAGCCGGUUUGCAUCAUCAGACUUCAUUUUUAAACCGAGUUGCUUCUGAAAGCCGUAAAGAGAGACUUCAGCUGGGAGUGGCUAUGGAAUUCAUCCCGGAGAUUGCUAGGACUGCAUGGGUUCAAUACAUAAACUCUAGAAGCCUCGAAAAGAAUCUUGAUCUUCUGAGAACCGAAAUGCAGGAGUUGGGUAGCCGGCAGACCGAUGUAAUUAUUGCACUCAACACGGCCAAGGUAGUGGAUGGAAAGAAGCCAAAGGCAGAGGUGAGUUUAUGGUUGGAAAAUGUGGAAAAGAUUAUAAGCCAAAUGACUAAGAUAGAAGAGGAUUAUAGAGAAGUAGGGAGAGAUUUCUUACGCUCACGUGUAGCAUUGGGAAAUCUUGUCCUAAAGAAGAUUGAAGAGGUGGUGAAGCUUAAGGAGCAAGGUCGAUUUUCAGAAGGGUUACUUGCUGAGAUAUUACCUGAAAGUGGAAGUAUGCCCACGACGAAACUGGUGGGUAGAACGACAGCUGAAAGAAAAUUUGAACAGAUUUGGGAGUCAUUGAUGGAUCAUGAGGUCAGAAUUAUUGGUGUCUAUGGCAUGGGGGGCGUGGGCAAGACGACCAUCAUGACCCACAUCUACAAUAGAAUAAAGAGCUCUGGAAUAUUUGGCAUUGCUAUUUGGGUGACGGUUUCCAAUGAUUCUAGUAUUGAGAGACUGCAAAAUGGUAUUGCACAAGCAAUAGGAUUGAAUCUUUCCAAUGAACAUGAUGAAAUGAGAAGGUCCAUGAAAUUGUUUGAGGCUUUGAAGCGUAGGGAGAAGUUCGUUGUCAUCUUUGAUGAUUUGUGGAAUUCAUUUCCAUUGGAAAUGGUAGGGAUUACCGAGGACAAUGCAUGCAAAAUAGUAUUGACUACUCGAUCAAAAAAUGUGUGCCGAGGCAUGAAGUGCCAAAAAAAGUUUGAAGUGGAGGUUCUCUCGACAGAAGAAGCAUGGGAAUUGUUUAAGGAAAGGCUUGGGGUUAAUGCGGUGCUUUCUCUGGAAGUAGAACGGAUUGCGAAGCUUGUCACUCAAGAAUGUGGUGGUUUGCCACUUGGAAUCAUUACAGUAGCAAGUGCAAUGAGAGAAAAGAAUGACAUUAGAGAGUGGAGAAAUGCAUUAGAGGAGUUAAAAUGCUCAACGAUGGAGAUCGAAGGCAUGGAUGAUGAACUUUUUCCAAUUUUGAAAUUUAGUUACGAUCGACUAAAAUCUGAGAGGAUUCGAUCUUGUUUCUUGUAUUGUGCUUUGUUUCCAGAGGACCAUAUAUUCUCUGCUAGGGAGCUGAUAGAGUGUUGGAUAGCAGAAGGAUUGAUAGAUGAUAUGGGAGACCAAGAAAAGGAACAUGACAAAGGCCACACAAUAUUGAAUGGCCUGAUAGAUGUUUGUAUGUUGGUAAGGUGGUCUGAUGGUUAUGUAGGAAUGCAUGAUUUAAUAAGAGACCUGGCCAUCGGCAUUACAAGGAAGAGCCCUCAGUUUGUGGUCAAGGCUGGGAUCGGGAUAAGGGGAUCAAUUGGUGUAGAAGAAUUUACUGAAGAUGUUGAAAAAUUUUCCUUAAUGCAAAAUAAAAUUGAAAUGCUCUCAGGCGAACCCAACUGCCCAAAACUCUCCACAUUGUUGUUGCAAGGGAACCCUCUCUCGCGCAACAUUUCUCACAAGUUCUUCAAUUGCAUGAACAGCCUCAGAGUUCUCGACCUCUCUAAUACUUCUAUCAAGUAUGUGCCAGAAUCAGUUUCCAACCUGGAGAACCUGUGUAUACUCUUACUAAAUAAUUGUAGGAGGUUAAAGGAGGUACCGUCCUUGGCAAAGCUGAAGCAUCUAAGGCUUUUGAACCUCUCUUAUACUGGAAUCAAAGAACUGCCACAUGGGAUGGAAUGUUUGGUUAACCUCAAAGAGCUUUAUGUUCAUUCUAAAGUGUGGGUUGAUUUUGAUAGGUAUGUCAGAUCUGGACAUUGGAAAUGCUUGAAAACCUUCCAUCUCAGCUCAGAAUCCUGUAGUCUCACCUUAGAGAAAUAUAGGAUGGAUUUUGUUAAUUGUAAUUUCAUUGGGGAAGAGAGCUCCUUCGUGCUUCCCGUUGAUAUUGAAGUCUUGGAUAUGUAUGGAUGCCAACUGUCAAGCUUACCCUGCCUGUCUCGCUUGCAACGUUUACAGGAAUGUGGCAUCUUCUCAUGUAGCAUGGAGUGGUUGUUGCCCAUAGGAGAAAUCACCACCAUAACGUCUUUACCCUUGAUCCAGUUUCUGUGUCUAAGAGAGCUUCCGAGUUUCAAGGGCCUGUGUAAGGGAGUCUUGCCACCUGGUUCAUUUGCAUGCCUAAGACACCUGACUGUCCAUGAAUGCCAUGUAUUAGAGAAUCUCAUGUCACUUGAAUUGUUUCAGCACCUCCAAUGCCUUGAGCAAAUCGAGAUUGCAGAAUGCAGUGAGAUGGAGGAGGUGAUACAAGGAGGAGACGAAGCUAUGCUUGAAAAAGGUGAUGACAACAACAACAACAAUACCAUCCUGCUCCCCAAGUUGAGAGAGUUGAAUUUGAUAAAUGUACGGAAAUUGAAAAGUAUUUGUAAGUGGGUAAUCAUUUGCCCUUCCCUGAUUGAGAUUUCUAUAGUGGGUUGUUGUUUGUUGAAGAAGAUCCAUCUUUCUUUGGGCCACCCAAAAUUUCUUGUGGGAGGAGCGAUCAAAGGAAGCAAAAGGUGGUGGGAUGCAUUGGAGUGGUAUGAUCCCAAUACCAAAACACUCCUCCAACAUCUUUUUAAAGAAGACGAUGACGAAGAAGAUGGGGGACGAGAAGGACGUGGAAUGAAAAGAAAAGGAGAACAAGAACUAGAAGAGGUUGCUUCGACGUCACAGCGGCCAGAAUCUCCCAAAACAGAGAAUUUUACUACUACUGCCGGCCCACCACAACCACAGACAGCACAGACCAAACACCUGCCUCCACAAAGAUACUUCCAAGAUGCAGCGAUCCACCGAGCUGAAUCCAACAAACAAACAACUAUUAAACCCUGGGACAGGCCGGGCGAGAGACCCACUGGCAGCAUGACAGAGGGAGCCAGCACGCACGAGAGAAGCUGAACCGAGCUACAGGCGACAUGCAACAAGGCAGGCCACAAGCAGCAGAAAAGGAAACCUCGACCCCUAGCAACUACUGAAACAGGGCAGCAGGACCUCCAGCAAACUUAAAACAUCAAUAGGGGGCAACAAUGCAGCUGUGGUGUGGUUUGUAUUUAACUUUCGUCAUGUUUCUGUUGUUCUGUUGGUUAGUGGUGUUAUACUAUAGGUGAGGCCCAAUUCUUCUCGUGAUGCCCACCCGAACAUCUGUAAAUUUUAUUUUAUUUUUUUCAUAUUAACAAAGCUAUAGGUGGUGUUCUCCCACCUGAAAAAAAAAAAACAAAAAACAAAAAAAAGAUGGUCCAUAGGGCCAAAAAUCAACACCAACCAUGGGUUUUCGUAUGGUGCCUCUAGGGUGUCCCUCUUUCAUCAGCCCUGUUCAUCCAGUUCAUCAUAGGCAAAUCAAAAGGAUGAAGAGAAACAAAAAUCAGUCUAGUUCAAAACUCA
This is a messenger RNA of Magnolia sinica, 3605 nucleotides long. Its product is annotated as probable disease resistance protein At1g61300. Bases 132 to 3122 code for a protein of 996 amino acids. The record is from RefSeq and is a predicted model, not a curated record. Lineage: Eukaryota; Viridiplantae; Streptophyta; Magnoliopsida; Magnoliales; Magnoliaceae. Gene Ontology annotation, molecular function: ADP binding. The transcript is spliced from 3 exons.